GACAGAUCAUUGAAAGAAAUUCCAAACUGACAUUUGUUUAGGUUGGGUUUGGGACUUGGGUGAUGCUGUUAUUUCUGAUUCUGAUGAUAGUGACAACCUUUGUGUAAAUAUUUAGUUUUCAAAUUAUUUAUCAAUGGUCGUGGUUGAAUAGACAUUACAUAGUAUUUACUCACAAGUUUGAGGAUGAAUCUCCUUCUGUGAGUGAACAAGCCUAGUGAAGUUCUAGUCAAAUCGGGAUAUAUUUUUUGCAACAAAUCAUCAAACCGGUACUCGAUGAACUUUUGCUCUAAAAUCCCUAUUUAUGUCUAUAUUCAUUGAACUUAGGAAUCUCGAUGUGAUUUAAUUCCCAUUCGAAUAGCCAAAAUGUUUGUGUGAAAACAGAGAAUAUCAGGAAUUUUCUCCUCAAGAGACUACCCAAAGAUGAAUAGAACUAUUUACAUUGCAGUGUUUAUCGUUUUGAAUGUAUUGGUUCUUUCGACAGUGUCAAAUGAUUAUGAAGAAGACUACGAGGAUGAAGAAGUCGAUGAUGAUUUUCCCAACAUAAAUUCCACUUCCAAUGGAUCUUUGGUUUUCAUCAGUGAAUUGUACAACCUAACUAGAGAUCCAGGAAAACUGGUUAAAAUGGUGUGUGAAGUGAAAAAUUUGGACACCAACAAUACCAAUAGCAAAGUCUCUUUCAAGUGGAGGCAUAACAAUACACCAAUCUCUGAUGAUAGAUUCAAAAUAAGAAAUAAGGGGAAAGAUAACGUAUUCACUUCAACCUUGCGAAUAUCAAAAUUGGAAUAUUUCGACAGAGGGUUCGUGGAAUGUAGUGCUAGCAAUGGAUUAGAAAAAAUAAAAUCGGAGAGUUUUCUAGAAGUCAAUCAAGAAGCACACAAAUACGCCCCCAUCGAUAUGCAUCCUUUCAAGUCAGAUCAUUCAGAUUCGGGCAGUCACCUUGAGAUGUCAACUUUUACGCCUAACGGCAUUGCAAAGUCCAGCGAAAACGAUUACCCAUCGACUAUGGAUGCCAAAUCCAAAACUUUUUCGGCUCCCAUCCAGUUCGAUUUGGAUUCCAGCGGUAAACUGACCGACAACGUGCCGAUAAUCUAUAACAGUUCGGAGCCGUUUUGCCAAUUGUACAGGGGGCACAAGUGCAGGAAGUAUCUGUCCGAUCAGUACGUGUUCGUUCAACCCCCGCACACACAAAAGGGCAUUGAAGAUAAAUUGGAGGCUUCCUUUUUGGUCAUUUCUCAGUCCAACGACAUAUCGGCUAGUUGCAAUAAAUUCGCUCAGCCGAGCGUAUGUUUUUCGGCCUUCCCUGUAUGCCUCGAUCCCAAGAACAUCAACGCCUACCAGAUCGAGCACCGGCAACAAUUCGCCGCCGUCCAACACGCCACCAGGCACAUGUUCAAGGACAUCCGGACGGAAUUGACGGACUCCUUGCGCAGGAUAUGCCGGGACGAGUGUAUCCUUUUGGAGAACGAACUGUGCACCAAGGAGUACAGCAUCGCCAAAAGACAUCUGGUUAUAGGUCAAAUCAUGGAGUUGGAAGUUUGCGAAAAUUUGCCUUUGGAAACAGAACCGAGUUCUAAACAAUGUUUGACAUUGGGAGUAGGUGACUUGAGCGUGAAUAGAGAAGAGAAGUGCUACUGGGACACUGGAAAAUUAUACAGGGGUGAUCAAUCUACCUCAUUGUUUGGUAGACCGUGUUUGAGAUGGUCACAUCAGUUUAACGUACGACCAUCAGAAUAUCCAGAAUUGGCUGGUCACAACUAUUGCCGGAAUCCUGGAGAAUUGGAAUCAGAACCUUUCUGUUAUGUGGAACAGAGUGUGAGAGAAAUUUGUGGAAUAAAUAAAUGCGUGUAUGUUUUUGGAACAUACGUUGGUAUAAUCAUUUUAAUGAUAGUUGUCGUUGCCAUUUUCAUCGUGACUUACUGCUACUGCAGACGAAAAAACAAAUCAACAAGAAAUCUACAAAACAAGGACCUGCCCCAGGCGAACAAAAAUAUUUACGGCAACCCUGGCCCGAGCGUGCCACAAAUGGAGAUGAACACCCUGUUGCCUCCGCAUUUGCCACCCCAGAAGUCCCAUCACGGGUCCAACAAAAAUGGGAUACAAUUGGUGCCGCAGUACACUUUCAAAGAUGUCAGGUUGAUAGACGAACUAGGAGAAGGUGCUUUCGGUAAAGUUUAUAAAGGCGAACUCAAGAUGAAAAUGGGGAAAAUGUUCGUCGCCGUAAAGUCGUUGAAAGAAAAUGCCAGUCCGAAAACUCAAGCGGAUUUUCAAAGGGAAAUUGAACUGAUUUCCGAAUUGAAGCAUCCCAACAUUAUAUGCCUAUUGGGUAUAGUCAUGAAGCAAGAACCCAUCUGUAUGUUGUUUGAAUAUAUGUCCGAGGGCGAUCUACAUGAAUUUCUGAUUGGAAAUUCUCCAGAAGAAGGAAAAUGUCUGACUCAUAAUCAAUUCCUAGAUAUUGCCAUACAGAUUGCUCAAGGUAUGGAAUACCUUUCUGGCAAUCACUAUGUGCACAGAGACUUGGCAGCGAGGAACUGUCUCGUAUCCAAAGAUUUAGUUGUUAAAAUAAGCGAUUUCGGUCUCAGCAGGGACAUGUACAGUUGCGACUAUUACAGGGUGCAGUCAAAGUCUCUGUUACCUGUUAGAUGGAUGCCUCCGGAGUCCAUUUUGUAUGGAAAAUUCACCACGGAAAGUGAUGUGUGGUCUUACGGGGUUGUUUUGUGGGAAAUUUACAGUUAUGGAUUACAGCCGUAUUACGGUUACGACAACAAAGAGGUGAUAAGCAUGAUAAGGUCGAGGAAGCUGUUGCCCUGCCCGGACGCCUGCCCCAGCUACUGUUACGCCCUCAUGGUGGAAUGUUGGGCGGAACAGGCAAACAGGCGGCCAGAUUUCAGCGAGAUCGCCCACCGGCUGAUGGUGUGGAAGCAGAGCGGGUCGACCAACGGUGCUUAUUUUAAGGCCGUGCCCCCCACACCCCUCAAACACGGCCAGCAGAGCUCCGGCUCGAGGUCCGGCCACACAUCCGACUCGCCUACGGUGUGCGGCUUGAACGACGGCCAACAGAUGGCGUUCGCGUGGGAGCGCGACCACCACAAAGCGACUGCGAGCAAGUUGAACGACAGCCAAAGUAGCCUUACGUCCAGAUCUUCCAGUCUAGGAAACACAACGUUGAGCACGAACGUUAGCAACGAGGGCAGGAAAGAAAGAAGGCCGAAAAAAAAUUCAGAUUCCCAAUCUCUGGAGAGACGUAAUCUCAGAAAUACUGUGGUCAGCAGUAGUGGAAACGGUGAGAGCAUUGAAACGAAAAUCACACUGUAAAAAUUCUGAGGAAACAUGAACAGUUGGAAUCUUUUGAUUCUUGGUGGUUUCCACCUAAAGGGUCUAAUUUCAUUUCUUAGGGUCUUUUUUUAUGUCAACUCUUAAUCUUGAUAGUGGAAUUUCCUUGGAUUUGAGCUGGAAAAUUUUAUUGUUGGAACAGUUACUUAAAAAUAAUUCCCAGCUGAUUAUUUCAAUGGUUGCUAAAGGCAGCUCAUGUAUUUUUGUACAUAUUUACUAUUAAGUCAAAUUAUGCCAAAUUUUUUAAUGUCUUAAUAUUUUUUGAGUUUAUUUUAUUGUUUUGUUUCAACAUUAUAUUUGAUGUGGAAACUUUUAUUAUAUUAUUAGUGUUGAGUGUGUCAGUGUGAGUUUAUAUUAUAGAAAGUAAAUAAUAAACAAUGUUUUU
Molecule: messenger RNA, 3715 nt
Organism: Phaedon cochleariae (mustard beetle)
Lineage: Eukaryota; Metazoa; Arthropoda; Insecta; Coleoptera; Chrysomelidae
Source: the annotation of a GenBank genome assembly